Molecule: messenger RNA, 3458 nt
Organism: Pteronotus mesoamericanus
Lineage: Eukaryota; Metazoa; Chordata; Mammalia; Chiroptera; Mormoopidae
Gene: BRAF
Product: B-Raf proto-oncogene, serine/threonine kinase
Exons: 20
Coding region: 55-2466 (803 amino acids)
Biological process (GO): Ras protein signal transduction; protein phosphorylation
Cellular component (GO): cytoplasm
Molecular function (GO): ATP binding; protein kinase activity
Source: RefSeq, a predicted model, not a curated record
CUGCCCCCUCCCCGCCCAGCAGCGGUCGCUCGGGCCCCGGCUCUCGGUUAUAAGAUGGCGGCGCUGAGCGGCGACGGCGGCGCGGAGCAGGGCCAGGCUCUGUUCAACGGGGACAUGGAGCCCGAGGCCGGCGCGGGCGCCGCGGCCUCUUCCGCGGCGGACCCCGCCAUCCCCGAGGAGGUGUGGAAUAUCAAACAAAUGAUUAAGUUGACACAGGAACAUAUAGAGGCGCUAUUGGACAAAUUUGGUGGAGAGCAUAAUCCACCAUCAAUAUAUCUGGAGGCCUAUGAAGAAUACACCAGCAAGCUAGAUGCCCUCCAACAAAGAGAACAACAGUUAUUGGAAUCCCUGGGGAAUGGAACUGAUUUUUCUGUUUCUAGCUCUGCAUCAACGGACACCGUUACAUCUUCUUCCUCCUCUAGCCUUUCAGUGCUACCUUCAUCUCUUUCAGUUUUUCAAAAUCCCACAGAUGUGUCACGGAGCAACCCUAAGUCACCACAAAAACCUAUUGUUAGAGUCUUCCUGCCCAACAAACAGAGGACAGUGGUACCUGCAAGGUGUGGAGUUACAGUCCGGGACAGUCUAAAGAAAGCACUGAUGAUGAGAGGUCUAAUCCCAGAGUGCUGUGCUGUUUACAGAAUUCAGGAUGGAGAGAAGAAGCCGAUUGGCUGGGACACUGAUAUUUCCUGGCUUACUGGAGAGGAAUUGCAUGUAGAAGUAUUGGAGAAUGUUCCACUUACAACACACAACUUUGUACGGAAAACGUUUUUCACCUUAGCAUUUUGUGACUUUUGUCGAAAGCUGCUUUUCCAGGGUUUCCGCUGUCAAACAUGUGGUUAUAAAUUUCACCAGCGUUGCAGUACAGAGGUUCCACUGAUGUGUGUUAAUUAUGACCAACUUGAUUUGCUGUUCGUCUCCAAGAUUUUUGAACACCACCCAAUACCACAGGAGGAGGCCUCCUUAGCAGAAACUUCCCUUGCGUCUGGAUCAUCCCCUUCCGCACCCCCCUCUGAUUCUAUUGGGCCCCAAAUCCUCACCACUCCGUCUCCUUCAAAAUCCAUUCCAAUUCCACAGCCUUUCCGACCAGCAGAUGAAGAUCAUCGAAAUCAGUUUGGACAGCGUGACCGAUCCUCAUCAGCUCCAAAUGUGCAUAUAAACACAAUAGAACCUGUCAAUAUUGAUGACUUGAUUAGAGACCAAGGGUUUCGUAGUGAUGGAGCCCCUUUGAACCAGUUGAUGCGCUGUCUUCGGAAAUACCAAUCCCGGACUCCCAGUCCCCUCCUACAUUCUGUCCCCAGUGAAAUAGUGUUUGAUUUUGAGCCUGGCCCAGUGUUCAGAGGAUCAACUACAGGUUUAUCUGCCACACCCCCUGCCUCAUUACCUGGCUCACUCACUAACGUGAAAGCGUUACAGAAAUCUCCAGGACCUCAGAGGGAAAGAAAAUCAUCUUCAUCCUCAGAAGACAGGAAUCGAAUGAAAACACUUGGUAGACGGGAUUCAAGUGACGAUUGGGAGAUUCCUGAUGGGCAGAUCACAGUGGGACAAAGAAUUGGAUCCGGGUCAUUUGGGACAGUCUACAAGGGGAAGUGGCACGGUGAUGUGGCAGUGAAAAUGUUGAAUGUGACAGCACCCACACCUCAGCAGUUACAGGCCUUCAAAAAUGAAGUAGGAGUACUCAGGAAAACUCGACAUGUGAAUAUUCUACUCUUCAUGGGCUAUUCAACAAAGCCACAACUGGCUAUUGUUACCCAGUGGUGUGAGGGCUCCAGCUUAUAUCACCAUCUCCACAUCAUUGAGACCAAAUUUGAGAUGAUCAAACUUAUAGAUAUUGCACGACAGACUGCACAGGGCAUGGAUUACUUACACGCCAAGUCAAUCAUCCACAGAGACCUCAAGAGUAAUAAUAUUUUUCUUCAUGAAGACCUCACAGUAAAAAUAGGUGACUUUGGUCUAGCCACAGUGAAAUCUCGAUGGAGUGGGUCCCAUCAGUUUGAACAGUUGUCUGGAUCCAUAUUGUGGAUGGCUCCAGAAGUAAUCAGAAUGCAAGAUAAAAACCCUUAUAGCUUUCAGUCAGAUGUGUAUGCAUUUGGGAUUGUUCUGUAUGAAUUGAUGACUGGACAGUUACCUUAUUCAAACAUCAACAACAGGGACCAGAUAAUUUUUAUGGUGGGACGAGGAUAUCUAUCUCCAGAUCUCAGUAAGGUACGAAGUAACUGUCCAAAAGCCAUGAAGAGAUUAAUGGCAGAGUGCCUAAAAAAGAAAAGAGAUGAGAGACCACUCUUUCCCCAAAUUCUCGCCUCUAUUGAGCUGCUGGCCCGCUCAUUGCCAAAAAUUCACCGCAGUGCAUCGGAACCCUCCUUGAAUCGGGCUGGCUUCCAGACGGAGGAUUUCAGUCUCUAUGCUUGUGCUUCUCCAAAAACACCCAUCCAGGCAGGGGGAUAUGGAGAAUUUGCAGCCUUCAAGUAGCCACACCAUCAUGGCAGCAUCUACUCUUAUUUCUUAAGUCUUGUGUUCGUACAGUUUGUUAACAUCAAAACAUAGUUCUGUUCCUCAGAUCUUUUUUUAAAGAUACAAAAUUUUCAAUGCAUACGCUGGUGUGGAACAGAAUGGAAUUUUCCAUCCAAGAAAAGAGGGAAGAAUGUUUUAGGAACCAGAAUUCUCUGCUGCCAGUGUACCUUCUUCAACACAAACACCACGUGUAUACAAGUCUGCCCACUCCCAGGAAGAAAGAGGAGAGACCCUGAGUUCUGACCUUUUGAUGGUCAGGCAUGAUGGAAAGAAACUGCUGCUACAGCUUGGGAGAUUUGCUAUGGAAGGUCUGCCGGUCAACUGUGCCCUUCUAACCACCAGAUCAAUGAGUGGCUGAUCAUCUGAUGGGGCAGUUGCAUUCACCAAGCAUCGUUCUCUUUCCUGUUCUGGGACUCUGUUGUGGAGCUCUUUCCCCUAGCCACCACCGGUUAAUUUCUGAGGGAGGGAACAAAAAUGCAGCAUGCCCCUCCGUGGUUCACGUUCAGUCCUUGUCAGGUUUUUAUCAGAAUGAAGCGAUUUUAUCUAAACGGAAGAUGAGAGGGGAGACGGAGCUACGUUUUGGUGCAGAGGAAAAGGGAAUGCUGCAUCUUUUUCCUGACCUCCUGGAUUUCUGGCCUUUGUUUCCUUGCUCCCUGAGGGUGUCUGCCUAACCACGCAGGCUGGAGAGCGCUGGCACACGCUGCCGUCUUUGCUCAUUGGGUCCAGCAAUGAAGAGAAGUGUUUGGGAUUUUUUUUUUUCCCUCCACAAUAUAGCAAGUUCUCAGGAAAAUCUUCCUCCUAAGCUCUUCCAGUCACCAAGUACUUAUGUGGCUACUUUGUCCAAGGCACAAAAAUGCCAUGGUGGUAUCUAAUUAAAAGCCUACAAAACUGCUUGAUAACAGUUUUGAAUGUGAGACAUUUAUGUAAUUUAAAUGUAAGGUACAAGUUUU